Messenger RNA from Dunckerocampus dactyliophorus (ringed pipefish), 2694 nucleotides. Its product is annotated as transmembrane protein 42-like. The transcript has 3 exons. The coding region runs from base 63 to 500 and encodes 145 amino acids. The record is from RefSeq and is a predicted model, not a curated record. Lineage: Eukaryota; Metazoa; Chordata; Actinopteri; Syngnathiformes; Syngnathidae.
AGUUGCAACUUUCCAUUCUUAUCAAUGGCGAUAAAUCGAACAGCUCCAAAGUGAAAGGAAUAAUGCUGGGGUCGUUUUACGCGUUGUUGGCGGGCUGUUUGGGCAGUGCUGCGUCAUUAUCUGCUAAACUAACUCUCGGUGCAGACUACCUGGAGGAGAUGUGUCAAGUUACACUGAGCACGUUUGAAACACACACUGGAUCUACAGUCUGUCACUGGCUCCACAUCCCCCUGCGGCUGCUGUGCGUGGGCCUGAUGCUGGCUUGCAAUGCUACCAUGUGGACCUUCUUCUCCAAGGCUCUCCGCUACUGCUCUUCUUCAGCCAGAGCCAGCGUCACCACCACCGCAGGCAACUUUAUUUCAUCGGCUGCGCUGGGGAAGGUGAUUUUUGGAGAAAGUCAAGUACUUCUGUGGUGGGUGGGCAUCUCUCUCACGUUGUGUGGGCUGCUGGUGCUUCACGGUUCCACACCUCAGCCACAGGAGGACGGCAAGAAGGACUAGUUUCCCAAUCUCUCACACCAAGCUGCUUCUUCAUGCUCUUGCAGUCCAUUCCAGCCAAAGAGCUCCCUGGGACCUUUAGUUUUACUUACAUCUCUAGUUCAACUUCAGAUCUGUCCAUAUAGUUAUUUCGUCAUGUUUUAUGCCCUUUUUGUAAAAAAAAACAAAAACGUUUUGGUAGUCACAAAACAUUAAAUAUUUUCCUAAAAGGAAUUUCAAAGUAGAAUAUUUGAUAUGAGGUAAUUUGAGCCUGGUAUAGGUCAGUAAUUUAUAACAUUUUUUUUAAGAGCCUUUAAAAAAAAAAAAAAUCACUAAAGGUUGCAGGGACCCAAAACGGUCCUGCUCAUUAAAGUGUUAUAAGUCAUAAUCGUAUAUAUAUUAUUUACUUACAUCUCUAGAACUACUGUAUCUGUCCAUAUAAAGUUUUUAGUCAUGUUUUAUGCCAUUUUUGUAAAAAAACAAAACAAAACAAAACAAAACAAAAAACUCCUGUUUUUCUUAAAUCACAAACACGUAAAAUAUAUCAAUAAUUCAUAACAUUGAUUUUGAUGCCUUAUUAUUUUUUGUGCAAAGACUCAUGUUCUGCACCACAGAGCCGCGUUUUGUCACAAUUGUCUCCCGGUCGUUGGGGUGGCUGAAGAGUGACCCCUGAGUAGUUCCGCCACUGAUGAACACAUGGAAAGGAGUCAUGUUGUAGCCAGUCACAGCAACCAACUACGGUGCGUUCAAGGACCAACAAACAAAGUGCAAAAACUCAACUCAAUGCUUGAGGGAAAAACAUCAUCAGUGAAGCAUGGAGACAUAAACAUGUCAAAAUGGUAGUACACAUAUGGAGAAAGUCUUGUGUAUAACAUGAUUACAAAAAACAGCAAAAAUGGGGAAAAAAUGAGCAAAGAGUGAAGUUGAUAUAAUAAUGUGCUUUUUCUCCUACAUGACAAAGCUAAGAUGAAAUAUAUAUAAGUUGUUAGCCUACCUACAUGUGUUGCUUUACUAAAUAUCAAAGUGGCAAAAUUGCAUGUAGGCCUGUCACAAUAACAAUUUUUUCCCCGGUCGAUAAUUGUGCUACAAAUUAUCAUUGAUAAUCGAUAUUACUGACAUUUUUGAGACCCUUUUUCAUGAAUUGUCAUGAUAGGUGUAAGUCACAUUUGAACCACUACAUGGUACUCAGGUAUAGCGCACAGAAAACGUCUUUAUGACCUGUUUAUAAUACACUUUUUAACAUGAUUAGAGCCCUCCAGACAUGAAAUAACACCCCUAUUGUCACUUUUACACUCCUAUUACCCAAUAUAGUAAAAGACAAAAUAAGACAUAAUAUAGAUUCACCCAUGAUAGCAUUGGGAAAGUUCCUUGUUUUUAGGGUUUCUGUACAGUACUUCCUGUGGGGGCUACUGUAACAUUACUGACACCUAGUGACCCAUGUAGAAUACUACAUAUGUGUCUUUGAAUGCAUUUUAGGAAUAUUUUAGUUAAUUUGGUCAUUUCCAAACAGCGAUGAUUCAUUCAUGGAAUGUUGCCCAUCAUCCACAAUCCUUAUGUGAGACAUGAACACAUUUUUCUCUUUUCUGUGCCUUCUAAAGAUCAAAAAACGGGUAAAAAGAGGCAGGUAAUUAAUGCACGUCAUAGGACACACCUAUUAAAACACCUCCAAAAAGCUCCAACAAGGUUUUAUGGUUUUAUAUCCAUUAUAUAAUCCAUAUGUGUUUUUGUCCCCACUCCCUACUAAUGCAUUUCACUUCAGAGCAAUUUUAAGCCAUAAAAACGGCCACAAGGUGGCAGAAGUGCAUUUGAUAAGCACAGCAUAGAUCAUGUGGACUGAAGAAUCACACAUCAUAGCAAGGAGGAAGUGAGAGAGCAUGGAGGAGUGUAGCUUGCAGAAGGUUACACAUUCUGUAGGGAAACUUUAACACACGCGCAUGCACAUGUGCGCGCACACACAGUUUAGUCCCAAAUGUGAAAACUGUAAAUAGUUGAUGGUGUUAUAUUUGUAAAUACGUUAUUUUGAUAUUUUUUGUGUUGUAUAGUUGUUUACAUAUUUAAGCUGUCACAAAAGUAAAAAAAUAUUUGUGUCAAAGCGAAAGUUAUGCUUGAAAUGUAUCUUUUCACAAAAAGCUGCUUUUCUCCCUUUUGUAGUCAGGAACUGAUAUUUUCCUGAAACUUACCUACUGUAUGUUCUACUGCUGAUUACUAAAGAAUGGAA